CCGGCCAGGUGAGAACACUAACAAUUGACAGGUAUCUUCCUAGGUUGCCGAUUAAUGUCUGUAAACAGGACAGGAGUGUGAACCAGUUGAGUGACUCGGGACGCGGAAGAGGCUGUGUGUGACAAAUAUGGUGUCGUCAUCGUUGAACAAUGUAAAGCGUUGAUGUAGUAGAGGUGUAAAGAUGUUGAUCAACGGCCACCUGGUGGCUGUCGUAUUCAUCAGUCUGAUCGUUGGGAAAGGUUAUGCAGUACGGUGUUUCAGCUGUAACAGUAUUGAUGACUACAGGUGUGGUGACAAUUUCCGCCUGACGAAUGUCGAAGGUAUCGAGUGUCCUGGCACGUGCAGCAAGAAGAGAGGCGAGAGAUGGGAGGGCCAGGUGAGAAUUGUGGAGGUGAUUCGAGGAUGUUUGGUGCAGACAACAGAGAAAUGUUACAAUGAAAACCAGGGUGGGAUCAACUUCAAAGUGUGUACGUGCAACACAGACUUCUGUAACCAUGGCAACCAUACACAAUCUCUGCUGGCGUUGAUCAUGUGUGUGCUCAUUCUGGCAUAUAACCACCUCUAAAACAGUAACAACAUAUUGUAUGUCAAUACUCAGUGGAAUUGUCAUUAUUAGUAAACUGUGAUUGUCUUAACCUUCCAUGAAAAUAAAACUUCUGUGAUCUGUA
This is a messenger RNA of Gigantopelta aegis, 668 nucleotides long. RefSeq lists its product as uncharacterized. The coding region runs from base 182 to 565 and encodes 127 amino acids. NCBI's taxonomy places the organism in Eukaryota, Metazoa, Mollusca, Gastropoda, Neomphalida, Peltospiridae. The record is from RefSeq and is a predicted model, not a curated record. Gene Ontology annotation, biological process: positive regulation of voltage-gated potassium channel activity; regulation of synaptic transmission, cholinergic; sleep. The transcript is spliced from 3 exons.